AUGCAUAUCUCUCCAGGUACGCUGCAAGCCUCCAGGGAUGAAGAGGUGUUGGAGGUGAAGUCAGGUGAUCCGGUGCUUCAGCGGCGACUGAUGCUCCACAGUGGUGGUCAUGCCUCGGGCGCCGGGCCCUCCCAGCCCCAUACGAGUGCCAAAAACCAGGUUGGGGCUGAUGCUGAGCUGGAAGAGGAGGCUGGACUCAAUGCAGGGAGGAUGGUAAUGGGCAGCGAGACCACUGUAAAAAUGAGGGUGGAGGAGGAGGUGGUUCCCCGCUACACCCAGCAGCUGAGGGAGCAUGUGCAACCUGACAUGAUCACGCCUGGCAGCCUUUCACUGCAGCAGCAAGGGGCUCAGAAGAAACCUGUGACGAGUCGAGAGUGGGCAAAGAGAGGAAAGAGACUGAUAGCCUUCUUUACUGGGAAUGUUGAGAGAGAUUCUGCCAAAGCAGAAGAAGCACCACAGCCCAGACUGAACACACUGUUUCACUGCCCGUCACUCAGAGCGCUGGGGGAAGGCCAAGAGGAAGCGGUGGCCAAAUUUGAACAGAUGACAGAGCUCCCAGUAUUCUCCUCCUCAGCAUCACAGCACAUGUGGCAGGGAAACAAGAGGGCAAGACCACAGCCUGUGGAAGUAUGUGUGCACUGCCUGAGAGCCACCAGAGACAAAUUACCCAGAGGCCUCUAUUCUGUCAGUGUGUCCCUUCAUAGCCGUCUCGGGGGCUCGGCCCUAGCUUGGUGCAGCAAGAAAGAGCAGCAACAAUGGGCUGUGUCCACUGAGCCGAUUGAGCAUCGGGGCCGCGUCUAUGACACUGACCUCUACAUUAACCAGAACCUGGUCAUGAUCUUACCUGCAGCCUGUGAGAUUCUCCCUUCCAUGGUCCUUAUUUUUCAACUGAUCGCACAAGGAGGAACCAGCAGUUACAUCAACUCUGUGGUGGCCUGGGGGGCUUUUCCUGUUUGUGGCCCAAGCCUCGGCCUUGUCCAGGGCAGGUUUAAAACCCCUUUCCUCAGGGGUGAGCCGAACACACAACUGGACCAGUUUAAAAAAAUUGAGGGCCUCGUCUCCUCUGAUCUCGACCAUUGGCUCUGCAACAUGUACUUUCAGGUAAAAAGGCUCCCGACCGGGGUGUCCAAAAGGUCAGAGGAAAACAACACUGGAACAUUGCCCCCUGCAAACCCUCUUGUCAUGCCCCAACCUGAGGUAUGUCAUGACCAACGCCAGAGCCAAUUGCCACUGCAGUCUCUACCAUCAUCGCCACCUCAGUUCUGUGCUCAGUCCAUUCAUCCUCAGUCCCAGUUAUACCCCCAACCACAGCCACACGCAGGCCCCAGCAGCAGGGCAGGAGAGCCCGGUGUGGCAUAUUCUCAACGGGGGUCUCCUCUCCACCUGUCAGCUGAUUCGGCUUGCUCUUCCUCAUCUCUUCCAGGGAAAAAUUCCUCUUCAGGAGCGAUUUCUGGAAAUGCAAGAGAGAAGGCUGAAGCGUGCAGAGCCAAAACAGAGGGUGGGACUCACUGCAAGAAGAAGCCAAUCAAGAAGACAAAUAGCUGCGGCCCCAGCAUGAGCAGCAGCAGCGUAGCGCCUCGGCAGGCAGACAAACAGAAGAUGCAGCAUUCAGUGGAGAACCUCUCCGCUGAGGAGAUGGAGGAGUAUACGUUCUCCCUACAAUCAGCACUGACAGGACCUGGUACCCGUGCCCCGUGUCUGUCCGAUCGAGCCCGCUUGGCCCUCCACAUGCUGUCGUUCGACCUUGGCCUGCCGUUGCUGGGGCAACAGCCGCGUACUAGCUGGCGUGGCUGUGUUCGAAAGCUCAGCCUCAUUAUGCUGCUGAUGGCUUUGAUGUGGUUUGUGAGGCUCUACCUGCAUUACUGCAGCCAGUGGCUCUACCUCCAGGCCAUAGCAGUUCCUGUCAACAAGUUCCAAUUCCACGCACACACAGUGGAGCUUGUGUACCAGAGUUCCUUGCUCCACAUCUGGGAGGAGCUGGCGAUGCUGGUGGUGGGUCCCCUGACCUUGAACGCAUUAACGUUCCUGCUGGUUCUGAUCAGAUGGGGCUGUCAACAGAUAUUUGGCUCACUCCCUUCCUUCACGUCAAAGUUUAUCAUGGCUCAGGGAGUGUGGACAGUCCUCGACCCUCUGGCAGUCUUUGCAGUGGACGCCGUCCUUGGGCAUCUCAUCUACAGCCCUGACACACCAGUGGGUGAUGCAGCCAAGCUUUACUGGCACCUCUAUCGAACUGACCAAUCAGGUGCAGCGGGAGUAGUCCUCACUCUAUUCCUUUAUGCGGUGGUUUCUUUGCUCUCCAUCACCAUCCUCAGCAUUUACCUGCUCAGAUUCCACAAUGAUGGCUGCAUGCUGGACGUCUUUCAGCGGCUGACGGCCAAAGAAGGGAUGUACUUCCUGCCUCAAGAUCUGGAGCUGUCCAAUCAGGAACUGAGCUACAUUGUCAAGAAGGCAGAACAGUGGAGAGGCUUCAAUGGGGAGAGGCGCAAGGUGGCAGUCUAUGAUGAUAUCUGGACAGCAGAAGAUCCUUUUCCAAGCUCUGUCUCCUCCGGUGAUGACCCAUCAAGACGGGGUGCAUCACUACCAGAGGGCGAGACCAACACACAUGUGGUAAUAUCUACCCUGUACCUGAGUGGGCUGAAACAGAGAUACAGACACUUCCUCCGACAAUCAAAUGGAGCCAUCAUUGAGGUGUUAGCUGACACAGAGGAGAUGCACCCUGCUCUGAGGAUGACUCAAUACCAAGGUCGGAGCUCUGCCAAUCAGAGGGAAGGGAAAGAAGGCGCAAGAGCGCCGCACCAGCUACGGAAAAGGAAGAAACUAUUUUGCCCUCACCAUUAUUUGAGAGCACACAAAGAUCAUUUUCCUACCUCCUGUUUGCUUAGCAGAAUUUACAGUUUCAUCAAGUGUUUCGUUCCCUCAGGGUCUCAUCGGGUCGAGCCAGUAGGAGGAAGCGGGUGUGGCUCCAGCUUUGCACUGCAAGACAUCAACAAAUGACGUCAAAACAAAGACCGAUAUGGUUAAAACCUAAAUUGAUGCAAGUUCUGUCAACCGUCUGUUUGACUUAAGGACUCGGCGGUAUUCUGUGAAGUAGCUGUUGCUUUCCUUGAAUAUUCUCUGUUUGUAUUGUACUUUGUGAGCGUUUAACCGUUUAGUGGUUGAACGAAAAUGCUAAAAACAGUACAAAGGGUGGAUGAAACAUAACCAACCUGUCCUCCAACUGAAACGUAACUAUGGGUCGUUUUUUACAACCCCUUUGGGCGCUGCGGUAACCUUAAAUAUGCACAUGUGUUACUGAGGUUAGGGUUAGGGCAAAAAAGACAGGGUUAGGCAGUAAAAAUUGAUAUAGGGUGUCGAACGUUUGUCGACCACACUUCCAAGGUACUACCAGGUUGCUGUCAUGUAUACAACCGCUAGGGGCGCUGGUUUUGAAAACGUAGACAUAGGUCAUAAUUCCUGCAUACGACCUAUAUGUAUGUUUCAUUGGAGCACAGUCUCAACAUUAGAAAUGGAGUAUACCAGAGAGCUAUAAAAGUGCAUCUGUAAUAAACAUGUGAAGCGAUCUUUGUAAUUCACUACACAAUGUUUGGUAACACUUGUAAUAAAGGCAGGUGUUCAGCACUGCCCCCAACACAAUGACAAAUGCAGCUUCUAAAAGUCACUAAUCAGAACACGAGUGAUAAAAUAUCAAUAUUGGCCUCACAUUAAGCAGGAUAAUAUUCAGGCCAGCUUGAUUUGUAUUGAAUAUGUGUCUGCUAGCUGGUGCUCAGUGUAAUGAAGUGGCACACAAAUCAGGUCAUAAUGACCACCAACUUACACAUAUUGCUUAAUUAAAGGUUGUGAGCUUAUUAGCAUGUGUCUCUGGCACAAGGCGUAAGGGAGAUGGGGAUCGGGACUGAUGUCGUUCAGGGCCAUGGCUGUAAAGGUUUUAUAGAUGGCUAACCUAUCAUACUAAAGCCGUAGCCCUCCUAAAAUUGGAUCUUAAUAACCUGUCAUUUUCAUUGAUGAUGAUUCUCCUUUAUGGGCAGCCAUUACUGAUCAAGUUCCUGGGCCUUGUUGGACGGCGAUAACGGUCAUUUGUGCUCGUCGUUAUCAUGAAUACACCUUACUUUGGCCUUGAAGUUGCACCUCACCUCCAUGACGAGCCCUGAGGUGUGGUGCACGGUGUAUAUGGACACACACACACACACACACACACACACACACACUUAAGUUUCUGAUCUCUGAUGAGGCCUCUUUACAGCCCUGAGCUCCUCAUAAAAAAAAAACAAGAGGAAAAAGGAAUAGGAGUUUGUUGACAUUACUAGUCCAUAUAUGACACAGAGGAAAACACAACAUGUGUUGUCAUAACGCGACUGAGAAUUAAUUACCCGUUUAACAGUAUAUGCUAAUGCUCAUCAAAUAACGACAUUUGGUCUGUUUUGGUGUAUUUUCAGAAUUGAUCUCAUGUUGCAAUCUUCCCCUCUGUGACACUCUUUGACACUAGCCAGAUCCUAUAGAGCUAAUGCGCCCCAAUUAGAGAUCAUUCCAUUAACAGUGACAGUGCUACACCCCCCAAUUCAAUCAGCCUUUUAAUGAACACUAAGCAGAGACGCUGUCUCUCAGAGAUGACAGGAGCCUCUUCUCUCUCUCUCCAUUUGUUCUACCAUACUGACUCCUUCAUUUAACCCUAACACUUUGGCUUUCUUUUUGCUUACUCUCUCCUUUCUUUUCAGUAGCGGAUGAGACAUGACAUUGAUCUGGAGAGCAACAUCAACACAACUGAUUUCUACAGCUCUCCUAUUUCUUUCAAUAUUUUGAUGUAUAUAUCUGUAGAUUCGAGUGAAUGGCUAAUAUUUCUCUUGCUUUUCCCUAUUGUGCAUCGCUACCUUUUUGAUUCAACAUCAUCAAAACAAUGCCCCGUGCAAUAUUUUUCAAAUGGGGCAGAGGGAGCAGAUGCAGAAGGGGCAAGGUAUUUCAAAGGAUCAAAUAUUUGAUUGUUAAUGACAAACACCACUUCGCCGCAAUUUAAAUUUCAAAUU
Solea solea (common sole) is the source of this 5018-nucleotide messenger RNA. It is a transcript of the gene ofcc1, whose product is annotated as orofacial cleft 1 candidate 1. The transcript is spliced from 19 exons. The record is from RefSeq and is a predicted model, not a curated record. NCBI's taxonomy places the organism in Eukaryota, Metazoa, Chordata, Actinopteri, Pleuronectiformes, Soleidae. Gene Ontology annotation, cellular component: perinuclear region of cytoplasm. The coding region runs from base 1 to 2994 and encodes 997 amino acids.